This is a messenger RNA of Aspergillus terreus NIH2624, 1386 nucleotides long. RefSeq names its product aminotransferase-like domain-containing protein. Lineage: Eukaryota; Fungi; Ascomycota; Eurotiomycetes; Eurotiales; Aspergillaceae. The transcript is spliced from 2 exons. The record is from RefSeq and is a predicted model, not a curated record. The coding region runs from base 1 to 1386 and encodes 461 amino acids. Gene Ontology annotation, biological process: biosynthetic process. Gene Ontology annotation, molecular function: L-2-aminoadipate:2-oxoglutarate transaminase activity; pyridoxal phosphate binding.
AUGGCGUCCAAGCCUUGCAUAGACCUUGCGACUGGCUUCCCCGCCAACAGCCUCCUCCCAGCGGAACCGUUGAAAGAGGCGGCAACGUUAGCCCUCUCCAACCCGGUAGUCUGGGAGGAUGGAAUGGUUUAUGGCGCCGAUCCUGGAUAUUUCCCUCUUCGAGAGAAUAUCGCCAAAUGGCUGGCAGAGUUCUACGCCCCGCAGCAUGAGGUUUCCGCGGACCGCAUUUGCAUCACUGGCGGUGCCAGUCAGAACUUGGCUUGUAUCUUGCAGGUGUUCACUGAUCCGAUCAAGACACGGAAGAUCUGGGUGGUCGAGCCCUCCUACUAUCUUGCAUUCCGCAUCUUCGAGGAUGCAGGUUUCCAUGGGCGGUUCUAUGGGGUCCCAGAGGAUAUGGAGGGAGUGGAUAUUGCUUUCUUGGAGAGGGCUCUAGAGGCGGAUGAGAAAGCUUUCCGUGCUUCUCAAACCACGAACCAACCUGAGUUUAAACCCCCGUAUCCCUACCGCAAGAGCUAUUCCCAUGUCAUCUACUGUGUACCAACUUUUGCAAACCCCUCGGGCGCCGUCAUGACUCGCGCUCGACGGGAAGCGCUUCUUCGACUGGCACGGAAGUAUGAUGCCCUAAUCAUCAGCGAUGAUGUGUAUGAUUUUGUCCAUUGGGAUGCAGAUUCGUCGGCUGAGCCUACCACCGGCCGCGCCAGCCUGAAAGCCAUCCAACCCCGCUUCGUUGAUCUUGAUAUGAUUUUGGAUGGCGGUCCUCAAGACGAAUUCGGAAACUGUGUCAGCAACGGCAGUUUUAGUAAGAUCCUUGGACCGGGCUGUCGUGUCGGCUGGGCUGAGGGGACUCCAAAGUUCACCUAUGGCCUGUCCCAAGCGUACGUUAUCUCCCUUCAGAUCGCGAUCUGUCUGAGGCCAUGCUUAUUUGUGUCUAGUGGUUCCACUCGCUCAGGAGGAGCUCCCUCGCAUCUCAUGUCCACCUUUGUGAAUGAGCUUCUCAUCAAGGACUUUGUCUCAACCAACAUCGCCUCGAACCUCCUUCCAACCUACAAGCGCCGGUAUUCUAUCCUAGAAUCCGCUGUCCGUACACAUCUCCUGCCUCUUGGUGUCACCUUCAGCCCUGUACAAAACUCGAGAUCCUCAGCAGGAGGGUUCUUUCUCUGGCUGCAGCUACCCUCGCCUCUGACAGCAGCGCAGGUGUCUGAAGCUGCAGCGAGGGAGGAGAAUCUUCGCUUUGGAAUGGGACAAUUGUCUGCACUUCCCGAAGGCAAUGAGCGAUGUGGCGGAUAUGAGGACAUGAUCCGGUUAUGUUUCUCAAGAAUUGACGAGGACCGCCUGACGGAGGGAGUGAUUCGACUGGCGGCUGUUUUGAGAAAGUUGCAGCCUUAG